This is a messenger RNA of Puccinia graminis f. sp. tritici CRL 75-36-700-3, 1471 nucleotides long. RefSeq lists its product as uncharacterized. The transcript is spliced from 5 exons. The coding region runs from base 162 to 1151 and encodes 329 amino acids. NCBI's taxonomy places the organism in Eukaryota, Fungi, Basidiomycota, Pucciniomycetes, Pucciniales, Pucciniaceae. The record is from RefSeq and is a predicted model, not a curated record.
AGGCCGAGGAUUUAACCUGAUGACGAUUCUCAGAGUGGUCAAGCACCUUGUCAUGAUGACGGCUCGGUCAUCUUUGGGUCGGCCCACCGAUAGUAUGCCUCCACCCGGCCAAGGAAGAGUGCUCCCCGUUUUUGACUGAUCCUGUAGACUUUGUCUAGCCUAUGGAUAUUGCAAUGUCCACUUCGACAGCGGGGAGCGAGAUGGAUGGGAUUGACACUAACGCGACCUUGGCAGCGGCGGCGCCCGAGUCUGUGGCAGUGGGCACCUUGAUAAUUGAGCCAAACGACCCCGCCAUUGCAGGCCCUGAGGAGACCGAGACCGGAGGCGGCGGGGACAACGCUAUCGAUGAGGAUCUUACGGAUGAUACCCCUCUUCGACGACCGCCUCCAAACGGCCGGGAUGCCGUGAAUUUCGCUUGGUCUGAGCAAAGAUGUGUCGACUUGAUCCGCUUAUUUGGCCGAUGGUACGAGAAGCAUCACCAACUUUUGGCAACUAAGCCCGUGGCGGAGGUCAGGUACAUAUACGACCAAGCUUUUGACGAAAUACUCGAAGUAUAUCCGAGCCUUUGGGCUUGCAAAUUCAAAGCGCUUGGCCCAAAAUAUCAGCGCCUUGUUGAGGAUUGGAUGAUGGUUACCAAUAACUUAUUUGCCUCUAUGGAUGAUCUUGGGGAUGAGAUUUCGAAUCGUAUUCGCCGCAGAGGCAUGUCUCCCAAGGUGUACCUCCUGCUGAAACAUUCCACUGAACAGGUUCGACACGUUGACCUCGCGCCGUUGCUUGACGACCGACAACCUGGUCGCCCCACAAAAGUGGUGGCCAAGCUGGCUUUCUUCUUGGUUCAAGGGGUCCGCGCUGAAUUCAAAGCCCGCGAGGUCGUGGCCAACAUGGAUCGUCUCCGUUUGCGCAAGAUUUGGGACACCAAUUGGGAAGCCGAGCAACUCCGCCAUGCCCAGGUCCUGGUGGCAGAAGAGGUGCGCCACAAACAGGUCACUCAUGAACUCAAGAUUGAUGUGGCGAAAAUCGAACGAGCUCAGAUGCGUGCGAUCGAGAGGGAAGUCGACAGUAGUCGCGAGUAUGAUGAGGCAGAGGAGGCAUUGGAACCCUUCUCCAGACGCACGGCCGCUGCUAAUCCCGGUCCUGCCCACCAAAAUUGAGGUCACUGUCCAGUUGGUUUGUCCGCCUCUAUGCCUCAACUUAGCUUGUACAUAUGUUGGUUCACUGGAUACAGUUAACCAUAAAUAGCUCAAUAAUAUUACCUUUGCGAGGCGGUUCCUACUGUUUAAAUUUUUUAACCUGCUGUAGAUUAUAGCUCUACAUCCUCAACUACGCGUGGACUUGUAGUGCUGCCCUCAUACAAUUUGUUUGCUUGAUUAUAUUAUGGCAACUCCGCGAUUCACUAUGAUCUGUGUCCAUACAUAGGUGUACAAGGUGCUUAAACUAUCCCCAUGUGGCAUCUUGCAUGUUGCAAUGACAA